Messenger RNA from Aspergillus calidoustus, 1101 nucleotides. NCBI's taxonomy places the organism in Eukaryota, Fungi, Ascomycota, Eurotiomycetes, Eurotiales, Aspergillaceae. The record is from the annotation of a GenBank genome assembly.
AUGGCCGGUGCAAAGGCGAAGACGGCUCAUGUCAACAUGAUGACUGAUACAAUUAUCGCGAACCUCUCGCUUGAAGGUCUACGUGCGGUCAUGCGCGGGGUUCUAUCCUCGCAGCCAGCCGCGACACCGGCAUUUGAGGAGCAGACGAGAAACUACUUGAACGAGACCGCGUCACAAUUCCAGACUGUGUCGGUAACCGCGAAGCAAGAGGACGGGAUAUCAUACACGACACCCUCCCUCAAAGACCUCCGUCGGCGCAUCUGCUGCAUGGUCGGAUGCGGCAUGUGCUACGAGGCACUUCCAAUCCUCCGACAAAUCGUGCAACAGCUUUCCGGCAUCGCAUCCGAAGACGAUAGCCUUCAGAAUGAUACUGCUGCCGUUGACGGCGAUAUCGUUCAAGCACUCACGGCAAUCCAGAAGACACUCCUCUCACCCACGGGGUCACGAGAACUGUCCGCAGAGGAGGCAGAGCCCGUUACUCAACUCCACCAGGCGGUUCUGGCGUAUCAAGAGGAUUGCGUCGCUCGCAAGCAGCCAUUUGUGCUUGAAAGGGCUAGUGAUGCGCUGGCUUUGCUACUAAACCCUGGUCUGUCUGAGUCCGUCAUGGUUCCGCGGGCGGAGCUGGCUCCUGAGGUGAUCCCGGAGACAUUUACAUUGGACGGGCAGACACUGCCUCGUAUUUUCAACGGACUAUGGCAGCUCUCCAGUCCGGCCUGGGGCUCCGCAUCGCGGUCGAAGAUGAUGGAUCAGUUUUCGAGCUCUGUCCAGCGCGGGUUCACGGCAUUUGACAUGGCAGAUCACUAUGGCGAUGCGGAGAUUAUUUUCGGUCGGUAUCGUUCUUCGAGCGCAUACUCGAAUAAGAUGUUUGCGGCGACAAAGUACUGCAUCUUCCAUCCAAUGACCGUCACAGAAGAGGCUGUGCGCGCAAACGUGAGCGAGCGGUGUCGUCGGUUGAAUACGAAUGAGAUUGAUCUGUUGCAGUUUCAUUGGCAGUUUGUACGUACAAGUCUCCGUCAUCCAGGACCAGGACUAAUUAUGGGCAGUACAACGACGACCAAUAUAUCAAAGCGCUGCAAUAUCUCCAAGCAGAUACGCGCGUGA